UACGCCAUCGUGUGGUGCCGCCUCAUAAAGGUUUAAAAUACGUUAAUCAACCCCGUCACAAGGGGCCUGAGAACGAGUCUAUAUGUUGUUUAUAAGAUCUCUCUUCGGUAUUUAAGGCGCAUUCCUUUGUUUGGACGCAACAUUACGCAAUACAAUGAGUGGAGACAAGCAUGUGAAAGUUAUCUUCAACGGUGAAGACAAGAGGCAAAUCAAGUUACCUCGCCCAGAUUUUGUUGAUGUCAAGGGAGUAAUAUGCAGGCGAUUUGGUGUCCAGUCUGACGUAUCCAUAGUUGCCAUUGUACCUGAAGGGGCUCGCCAAGGAGAGUACGUGAUCUCAUCUAGCGAUGACCUUCAGGAUCUAUGGGAGGAUUUCACAGAACUCCACAUCACUGGCAAACGGACUGAUUCGGGUGAAAUAACGUUGACCGAAGGCUUGCGGGUGAUAUUCAACAACGACCGUGAAGACGUGAAACGUAUCACGUUCACUCGCAAUGACAUUGAGGACAUCAAGAAGGUCAUCUGCGAACGGUUCUUUGCCGAGAAGGUUUCUUUGCGUGCCAUCAUCAAGGGAGACAACAACAAGUAUUCUAUUUCAACCAACGACGACGUCAAGGAAAUGUGGAAGAGCAUCGUUGAAUUGCAUGUCACUGGCAAAAAGAAAAGGUUGGACAUCGAUGUGACAGUGGCGAUCAAUAGGGAACGGCAUUCCAUUGAUGUAGUUCCUAACCCAAGUACUGCUGUCGUCCUAAAGGCGCGGCAAGAGUUGGGAAUCAUCGACGACUUGGUGCAGAUUGACAAGAGCUUCAGGAGAAUGGGUGCCAUUGCUAACAUCUCCUACUUUGCCGCUGUUGCCACUGGGAAUCAGGAUUUGCAGUUGGGGACAAAAAAUCUUGGAUUCAGCGCCAUCGAAAUUUGCCAUGCCGCCGAAAAUACGGUUCAGAGUUAUGUCAUUACUUGUGGGACUGUGAAUGAGACGUUCCACACCGCUAUCAUUUACCUGUUGGAGAACGACUACGACAGAGCACUCAGAAUGAUUUCUUCUUUGGAAGGUGCGGCUCAAGUAUGUACAGACAAGACAAAGACGCUGAUUGCCAAGAUCGAUAAAGUCUCUGGGAGCAAGAUCCUCUCCGAUGAAAUGAGACAAAUGAUAAUGGAAGAAAGAGAAAAGGCCGAGCUGUUGGAGAAAGAAGAGAAGAAGAAACGAUUAGAGUUAGAGCACGUUCAGUCAGAGAUCAGGGAAUCGACUAAACCAGGAGCAGUCAAGCCAUUUCUGCAGGUGUUAGUGUCAAACCUCUUUCGUGCUGCGAAUGUUGUUGUUGGAGCUGUGACAAGUUCUGCGCCCAAGUUUCUUCUGGCAGCUGGAAAGGGGCUAUUAGGUUAUGCGGCGGAAAAGGAAGAAGAUGAAGAGAAGAAAAAGGAUGAAACACGUAUGAGAGAGGAGGAAAAACGCAAAAAUAAGCAUGAUGCCGAGAAGCACAACAUCCAGCUAAGCCUUGACCUGCGGGAUCUGCAGAAAGAUAUCCAAGAGGCCAAGAAUGAUAGGUGUGGCCACAUUCUUGGUGGCGAACUCUUGAAGAUGAAGUUGGAUUUAAUAACCAUCAACAACUUCUUCGAAGAGUUGCUGUUGUUUUGCCAGGCAAUUAAGAUGGCCGAAAAACAGUUGAUGGCAAAUAUGGGACCCUGUCAGACGGCCAAGGGAGGAGAGGUGGCGAAGGUCAAUUGCAGAGAACUAUUUGAAUCUCCAGGAUUCAAGCAGCAACUGGUUAACUACAUGGCAAAGUGGGUGGCGAUCAAAGAGGUUUGUCUGGAGUGUCGAGGCACACUGAAGAAGACCGAGCUACAGCUCCAUGAUCACAUCGAGAAGAACCCGACCAAGGAAGAGGCAAGGCGUGACAUCAAUUCGAUGGUUGAUGACAUGAGGGAGAACCUGUGAGCGGCAAGAAUCGCAGCUGGAUCGAAUGAACCAGAAAGAUACAUUGACUUUUUGAUUGAAUGAAUAUCAUUUUUUUUAAGUGUUGCGCUAAGAUAGGUUAGGCAGUGGUCACUACUUAAUGUGGGGGCUCAGUAUUGAUUAAGAUAUUUGCAAAACGUCCAUGGGUUUCAGUAAAAGAGGGCGAAGGAAUCCAUAGUUAAAAGGGACUAAGAGGUAGGAAUACCCCCACUUCAAAAGUUUGCCCGUGUGUGUAAGUGCGCUUAUUUACGGCAAGACCAAUUAGUGAGGCGACGAAAAUUCACAAGAUUCUUCCCAUUUGGUUCCUUACAAGGCCCUAUGUAGAUUAUUUCUCUUACUUCUCCAUUUACGCUUAAUGGCCAUUUCUAAUUUAGACAAUGUUCUUGAAACCUUACAUCCAUGCCGACUUUACUGGCGGUGAACAUCCACCUAAAGUCUCCUCCGUGAAGGAUGGGUAACAACGACAGCAGAUCGGCAUGAAUACCUCAUGUUUCGCAAUCGCUUGUGGUUAAGGGUAAAGUUAGACUAUUAUUGUGCUUUGGCGGCGUGUGCUUUCUCAAGCUCCCUUGGCAUUAGAGGGAACUGGAACCGCCGAGCGAUUUAUUCAACUUUUCGACUUUCACCGCCCGAGAAAGUCAAACUUCCAACUUCCUAUUCGAGUUUAGAUUUGUAGUUCCGCCCCCAGUGCCCGAGCAUGCGCAGUUCAAUUUGUUAUUAUUGAGAAUCAUGUGAGAAUCACGUGAGUCAUGCGAUCUUUCAUUCAUGAGUUUUCGUAGUAAAUUCCAUAGUAGUGACGUCACUCAAUGAUUGACAGCUAGGCGCCAUGUUUCAUUCAUGCCUCGUUCUGAUCACCCGAUACGCGGGAAAUGAAAACGAGGUCAUACGAACUGGCUUGGCGGUUUCAAUUCCCUUUAAGUAAAGAAGGUAAAACAUGUAGAACCUAUAUAGUGUCGAUUAAUGUGUAAUAAAAUUUUUGUCGUUUUCUACUGGUUACUGGCAUAAUACCAAAGACUGUCUUUCAAAUGAGCGACCGUUCUAGAUAUCAGUGACCAAAUGCAACCAUGAUUGCGACCCGCGCCGACUAAGGAAAGUAUCUUUUUUGGUGUGCCGGGUAUCAAUUUGGACUUGUAUUGAAAAGAAACUCCUUGAAGUACUUCGACAGAAAAUAAUCGAAUAGUCCAGAAUAAUUUUUGCUUGGGCACUGUAUCACUUACAUACACUAUGUAGCUUGUCUUGAAUCUAAAAUAUGAACGAAAGCGAUCGGUGGCCCCGUGUUGAAAUGCCGUCCAGUGCCAGUUGGUGCGUUUUUCGCUGAUUUGUGCAAAAUUCAACAUAUCUCAAAAGUUCAAUAGUUGACCCUCAAUUUUUUAUUUAUUUUUGUGUAGCGACAGCAACUGUCUUUCAUGGGAGAAUGGUCACUGUAAGAAUUAUUCAGGAAGAAAUGUAUAAUAUUUGGGGUUUUCCGUGAUUGUCCGGCCCAAUUGGCAAUAUUGCCAUUUGGGAUGGUGAACAGAGCUAGGAGCAAAUGCAACGCUUAUGAUUUAUUUAAAGAAAUAAAAAAUGCCCGAUUUAACAUCCUGCAGAAUCAGGGGAAUCGAGCGUUUCCAGUGAUAUACGACAUAAAUGGGUUGUCCUCAUGCAAUCACUUUGGAAACGCAUUUUAAAAUAUUUGUUACGUCCUGUUAAUGGGUCACGUCAUCAUCGCGUACAUUCGGGAAAAACUCCCUAACGACACCUAAAACACGUGGACAUCUUAUAUGUAUUUUUUCGGGGCGUUGACAUUUUGAUUAGUAAGCAAAUUUUGUCGGAACGGAAUUCGUGACUGAGAAGACUUUCAUGCUGUUUCAAAAUGUACAGGAUCGGGUAAGUUUGACGCCAAAUCUAGAUCUCUAUCGUCACAGACUCACACCACCGGGAAUCCGGCGUGCAUAUCAGAUACCAACCAUGGGCAUGGCGAUACUGAUUACUGGCACACAUACUAGGCUCCUAGGCUCUUCAAUGCAUCACCAUAUAGGCUACGACCAACGCAAAUGCCUGCGUCUAUCGCUGGCAGCAGUGGACAAAAAGCUGAUUUAAUAUACAUAUCAAUUCACGAUUUAAUGUCUAUAUUAAUCGAUUUAAUGUCUAUAUUAAUCGAUUUAAUAGGCCUAUGUGUAUUAAAUCAACCAAUGAGAGCAUCGUUUUUAAUAUCUAUUAUUACGGUUUAUAUCCCGAAGAAUAUCUGUGGCGUAGUGGCUAUAGAGCUCCGGCCUCAUAAUCAGGAGGUCGUGGGUUCGAUUCUUGGAAGGGUCACCGCUGUUUCGUCUUUGUGUACUUGAGUAAGGCACUUUACCCUUCUUGCUCUCCACCCAGGAGUAAAUGGGUACCUACUACCUAGCUGGCAGGGAUGGCAACUCAAGAAUGUUAGUCCUGAGCGCUGUAUAGCUGCAGCUCGGACCUGUAGAUACUCACUCCCAGAGAGUAGAGCUUGAAUCACGACUGUAGGCCUACAGGCCAAUAGCUAGGGGUAAGAAUGUGAAGAGCUUUGAGUGACUGAAAGCAGUUGGAUUUAGCACUAUAUAAGUCUCAUGAUUAUUAUUAUUUUAUUCCGCCACUCACUCGGUAAUUUUAAGGGAAGCCAAUGCUCUACCAAUUCUAAAAUGACUCCCCUUUAUUCUAAGAGGAUUGCCAUCUAAAUUUUGAUGCCCUUUUUUGGGGACUUCUUUGUAAGAAAUCACCCCUUUAACCCAUCAGCAAUGUCAAUAAAUUUAUUAGUUUUUUUACAGAAAACAUGUAAAAUAAGUAGUGUGGUCACACUUUUUAUAUCCUGGCCUCGCUUUGAACACAAAAUGAUCCCCUUUCCUGGCCCUUUGAAAAUAGGAACGCGCAUGCAGCACCUAAAGCUAUCUGACUGGGGGUGUGUGUGUGUGGGGGGGGGGGGGGCAAUAAAUGACACCAAAAAUUGUAAAGACUCACAAGUCCUCGGUCACCCUUUUGAAUGACCUCUGACAGCAAUUUUCGGCUGAUCCAAUCUGAUUAUUGACUUCUUGUGUGGCCUGCAGGCUACCAGAACAGAAAACAGAAAUUAUCCAUGAAGGUUAUAUGAAGGUGCAUGGGCCAAAGUCUAACCAGCAAGCUUAUUUAUUAUCACCAAAUAUUCAUACCCACACGAGACCGGGCUUUGUUGACCCUGUUUUUCGUGAGGAUUUGGAACAAUAAAUAAUUAAACAAUGUUCUCCCCUCCCGAGCCUUUUGCCCCCCCCCCCCCCCUGUACAAAACCAAGAGGCCUACCACCUAUAUGGUAAUCUAUAGGACUUACGACUGCAUGCUUGUGCAAGAAAUGGUAUGGGAUGAAAGGAUUUCUUUAUAUAGAAGUAUUGAGCAGGUGCCGCCAUCAUGCCAUGAUAAGCCGGAGGCUGAGCUAAUUCUUUUUAUUUUGUAUAGAUGGCGACACAAUUUGUAAUUCAAUUUUGGCUCUCUGAAUGAGUGGUCUCUGGUAGGUACUGGGUUUGCUGACACCUUAGAUAAAGGUAUUUGGAUGCUAUAUAGCAAGAGUUUACUUCCAAGUAUAUUCAAGACAGUGGUCUGAUGGCACUGUUCGGUUGAAAUCUAUAAUAACCAGAAUGUGUUCUUCUUAAUGUUUUCAUAAGACGGUCGUAUCUAUGAACAGCUGGUCAAGUUUGCCACUGCUCUCAGACCCCUUCUGCCUGAGAUCAUGUGGUCCCCUGACCCUCAGCAGAGUGUUGACAUAUUUUCAGAGUGUUGACCUCUUGGCCUCCAAAUCCAUUACAAUAUUUAUUAUACAACACCAUCCACAUUAAAGACCAAGAUCCUUUAUUCAAAAUUUAGAAUUAGAAUUAGAAUUUUAGAUUUUGCUUUUAUAUGAAUAUGCAUUGAAUAUAAAAAUACUGUUGUGUACAGUGUCUUGAAAUACAUGUACUAUACAUAUCCAAUUUCAUCAGCCUGGCAUGUUUAGUUACUGUGCACUGCAGCAAUGUUUAUUUUUACCAGCAAGGCACAAGUAGCAGGGUACACCUUUAAAGAACUGCUCCUUUAAGAUGCUAAUGUCCAUUGGUCAAGAUCAUUGAUAGCUGUCUUUGUCUUAUCUCCAGAACCAGGUCCAUCUGCCAGGUACAACUGACUCAUUACCCCGCCCUUCUUCAAUCAGCCAUUGCUAUAUUUACUUGACCCCUAAUCUUAAGGUAAAAGUUCAUCACCUAUUCUCUUGAUUUGGUCAGCAUGGAAGCAUUUUCUUUGCCAUCUGCUUCCAGCUGCAUCCUGUAAUCCUUGCUAUGGAUGGGGCGACAAAUAGUACCAAAUACUUGUUCCCUACCCGAGAGUCACUCAAAUGUCUUACUUCUUGAAGAUAACACCAGGGGGACACACUUUCUUCCUCUCAAUCGAUACUGGGGUCUGAUUAAGACUAUUUGCAUCCAUGUUGAUAAUUUCCCUGACCCCGCCCAAAAGAUGUUGUUUCUUCUAUACAACCCCAGGGGGCACCACCUACUCCUCUGAUUCCCACACAUAUCUAGGGUCCGAUUUAGUCAUCUGGUCCAUGUGACAUCCAUGUUGAUACACUUCCCUGACCCCACCCAAAAGUUCAUCGUCUUUCUUCUUCAAAAAGACACCAGGGGGAACCACCCAAUUCCCCAAAUCCCACAUAUUUCUGGGGUCAACUUUAGUCCACCAGUCUUGUUUAUAAAUUUCUAGGUGCCCCCACUGAAAAGUUCAUGGCCUCCAUCCAUCUGCUUCCCAAUGACACGGUGACCAGGUCAUGAAUGUUGUGAUCUCUCAGAGGUCACAUUCCAGCGUAGAGGUCAGAUAUUCCUACCCCUCCCCUAUUCUUGUACCCCUCUCGAGGUGUCAAAAUUCGUCUAGACUGUUUAAUUUGAGAUGAGAUUUGUCUGGGGGAACAAUGCAGGAAUUGUCCCAACACAAUACAGAAUUGUCCCCGUUUCUAUCCAGAAACUUGGAACAAUGCAAGCGCUGGUAUCACGACAGCGAGAACUGCUAAGCCGAGAGUUUAGCUUCCUCGUGCCCUUGGGCUGAUCUAAAGACGUAAACUUCACCUUUUCCCGGGUGACCUAGUGACCUCAGAGAAGCAAGGGGAGCCGCAGCCAGGGCCAAAAGGUGCUGUUAAUGUCACACAUUGAUGGCUAGAGUAGAGAGGCAUCGCACAAGACACAGUAUUUACACAUUUCCUGAAACAUGUCAAAAAAAUCUAAGUCAAUUUCAAAACUUGUGCAUUUUAUUUUCCAUAUUUGACAAGGAUGUUGUAAACUCUUCACCCCUUUGCUUGAAACGUUGCCAGGACUUCUCCCGCUAAAUUUAUUUGACCCUUGCCCUGCCUCUUAUAGCAGCAUCUUCGCCAGGCAGAUAAUUGAAGGAGCCUCUAGCACUCUCAGAAUAAUAUUUAGUUGGUGGAGUGUGGAGGUGUCCGGGUGAUAAGAACUGUGAGAAAACAAGAGGGUGCUCAUGGCAGGAUGGUUAGAUACCAAAUCUGUUGACGAUUAGAUGAGGUGGAAUAAUCUGCCCGCUGUUGACAUUUCGAACUCCAGACUUGCGCAGACUACCAUGAUUUUUCACAUUUUCUCCAAAACUAAGGUAAAGGUGGAAAAAUGUUAAAUCACAGAAUUCAUCCUAACCUCUACCUUGAAGAAUGCAAUGACGCUGUUUUGCAGACUUUGGGUAUCCCCUGUGGUUGAAAAUGUACUGCUCAUUUCUGUAUGUUUCUCUGACCAUUCAGCAGCAUCUUUGACAUUUUCACUACCAACUUUAUCAUCAUCUUUUCUGAAGAAUACUGAAUUUAUAUUUCCAUUCUUGAACCUGUGUCAAAAUAUUCGAGGUCCACAAAAAUAAUGGUGGCCCUUUAAAUGACCUUAACUUUACCCUUUUAAGAAAUGCAGCUUUCAAGAACGGAAAUGCCAAAUCUGACCAGAUUUCUCCGAUGGCGUUAUUAGGACGCAUUCUUGUCGUACAUGUCUGGACUUGAUUCAAGUUAUGAUUGGCUUGAAACAUCUGCUAUGGAAGUGUUGUGUCAUCCCCUGAAUUCUUAGACAUGCGUUAGUCAAGCGAGACAGACAAGAAACAAGAAAUGAAACAGAAAUGAAAUAUCAUUGCCCUAUGUGGCAUGUUCUCUGUUCUGCAGUCUGUUUGAAUGAAAAUAGAACUUAAGCAGGACAGUGAUUCCUUGUCAACGUCCACUUUUAUAAAUGCCCAUUUCUUCUAUAUAUUUCAUUUCCAUUUCAUUCCUUCAUUGUCCUUGAUAUUUGUGAAACGCCAGGGUGAGUAAUUUUCUUCUCGAAUCCAAUCAAUUUGUGUAUCUGUUUUUAAAAAAAUUUAAAAAUUCCAUUACGUAUUUCAUAUUUUUGUUUUGGCUGUAAAUAGCACAUGAACAGAUGAAUGGCAUGAGGGAGAAGGCUCUACCCUAAGGCAGCUUUCGUCUUCUGUAUUUUUUUGCAUGAUAUGAUCAAGCGAUAUUUCAUAUUGUCUUGUCUGUAAAUGGCUUCUGAUGGUAUUGAAUCAAGUCACGGAAAGGCUGUGCCCGUUGGCUGUUUUCAUCUCCUGUAAUCAUGCUAUAGGAUUUGUAUUUCCUCGUGUUACAAAAUGUCUUACUUGUGCGCAUGGCCUGUAAUUUGCACCAUCUUCCGCAAAUACAAAGACAAUGAAAUACUAAUAUUGCAUCAGGCGGAAUAAUCCUGUUUCCAUUCUGUGUUUUCUAUAUAUUUGAUAUCAUUGUGCUUUUCUUGAAAAGAAUUCACGACAAAAACCACACAGAACCGUUUUAUUGUUUCUUGAUGCUGUUUCUGCCACUAGGUGGGGCAUUGCACAAAAUUCAAAGUUGCAAAAAUAGUUUUACUGUACAAAAAUUAGAAAGAAAUUUCCUGACAUUUCAAAAUAAAAAUCCUGAAAAUUUCACUUUCUUCAGAAAUUUUCGUCAGCCCUACAUUAGUAAAAAGUAAUCGCACGAAUAAACUACUUGUUCUUUAUCAACAGCUGUCUAGUGUUCAAAAUGUGUUCUGGGUCGUGCGAGUUUUGUAUACCAUAACGAAUAAUUUGCUUGGCCUUGCUAUAAAAACAAAGUAAAUACCAAUGUAUACUAUUUGAUAUCAAUACCACGUCAUUGCUGAAGGCAUAUUGGAUCUAAAAAGGGAUGUAUAGCUCCGAGCAUUCAUGGAUAAAUCCUCGAAAAGACGUCCCCUGUGUUUUGAUUUCGAUGAUGAACUCGGCAAAGUUCACGUAUCCUCGAUGCCGAUCUGAAAUAAGACUAUCCGCCAAUGUCAAUAGUUUGCAUUAUUAUUCAUGAUAUUCGGUGUUUUGUUCGAGACAAUGGUGAACACGUGGAUAUUAGUUCAGCCCAUUGUCCCCAGGCGCUUGUGCUUAUAAAUCGUCACUGUUGUAAUCUGAUGAACUUUGGAGGAUGCAAGAAAUAUGGCUUUUUUUGACAAAAUUCUCAUGGCAACUGCCUAAAACUAAAGAUUUAAGGAAAAAUAGCAUUAUUCUUAGUCUUCCCUUUGGCAUUUGCUCUUGUAUUUAAAUUCUCUCUUCAGGAAACAGGUGUCCCUCGAGCCCCAGGAACGUUGAGAUUCAGCAACCUUCCUUUGCCUCCCAAGAGCAAAAAGCUAGCUACAGCCCUGAAUAUAAGGAAGUAAGUAUGUAUUGAGUGAAAUGGCCUCGGAUGUCAGCAUUCCUGUGAGGGGUCUCAUUCACUUUCAAGAGAUUCUAUGCCCGGUGUGAUGCCGUAUUUCAAACACUUUGCCGUAAAUCCUUUUGUUGAUGCAUCUGCUUCAGGGAUCUGACAAGUGUUAUGGCCUUUGAUUCAAAGUUUUUCGAGAUUUUGGAAGUUUCCCUCGUAAUUCAUCUGGAAAUGAUAUGUGUGGGAACUGUGGGAGAUCAUGGUUUAUUGUUGGUGACAGAAUAACACAGCGCCCUCUUUGAGUUGAGUUCUGAAAUCCCUUGAAAAUCUGUUAGGGAUGAUGUGUGGCGCCUUAUUUGUGAUUAGUUUGUGAUAAGUAAUAAAACACUAAUAGAAGUUUAUCAGCUUUCCGAUGAGUGCAGUGUUUUCGACACCAUUACCAAAUAUUUUUUUCACUUGAAAGAUGAAAAAAUUUCUUUUUUGCUCAAAAUGAAGAAACAUCAUCAGCCCUCCCAAAAUUUUACUUUGAAAAUUAUUAUAAAAAAUUAUUAUUAUUAACUUUAUUUGAAAAAGGCCUCCUUUCGUUUACCAAUAAGAAAUUUUGGCUCAAUCCUGAAGCAAUCUUCUCCCCAACCUCAAUAAUACCAACUUAGUAACCCCAAUAUCCAGAAAAAUGGCCAUUUCCCAUUUAACCUCUUAUGUCAUGUCAGUCUCAAUGCCGCUGAGGAGAUUCCUCUUUGCGGUGCCCCACUCAUUGCCACGUGGUUUUCACAUGGGCCGCUGUAUCGUGCUGCCCUCUAUAAAGUAUCGGAACUAAAAAAUUAUUUUCAUGCUCCCCUUGUAAGCAAUUUAUAGUAAAAAUAUUCAUUAUCAUCGGGCCAAAUUUAAUGUCCCUGAAUGAGGCAAGGAUGUCAAAUUUCAGAUUUUAGGCCGAUUUCAGUCUAGUUCCUCUCAUUUAAAGCUAAGUCAGCAGGAAUGGAAAGGACAGGCUCUGUCUGAGCUCUCUGCGGAUUUGGAAUUUUUUAAUUUGGACCCAAAAUAAGCAUUUAAGAGGCAUUUUUGUGCAAGUGAGUGCUGUCCUAAGGACAAUAUUUCUACAAAAAAAGUCAGACGUAAUCCUUUGCUCAUUGGCAUCCCUGAUAAGGUCUCAAAGUUCAUCCACAUCCUCCGUAGCCAGACGCAUCUUCAUUCAUCACUUGUUUCCAUGCUAUUUUAAAAGAGGGUAGCGCAAGGUCAGACUGCCCUUUAAACUUUCUUUUCAUUGAGGUCUUUUGUAAAAUCGUAGAAACAGAAUGAAAGAACUUUGGUUUUGUGAAAUUGAAUGAAUGGUUGGUUUGAAAAUUGGUCCAGGGUUCUGGUAGAAGCCUUGGAUACAUGCAGCCAUCUCAUUCUUUUGCCCCUUUUGUUGAAUGAAUCAUUCAAUAAUUGCCAGGAAUCUGCUUGGUUUUCUGUGACUGGCCAUGACUUGGCUUUGAAUCGGUCAAGUUUAUUCUUAUGAAGGCGAGGAAAUUAUUGAUGUAACACCUCAAGGGGGACUUGUUAGAUCUGCAAUGAAAUAAAUUAUCGUGUUGUGUUUUUGUGUUGAUGAGAAUGGUCAAUGCAAAGGCUGCCAAAGUUACAAAAUGUUGCUUCUGAUGACGAGUUUAUCUCAUUAUUUGUAAUAAAUGCUACCUUUGAAUGAAUACAGCUUGCUGUCUGAUGUACAUUA
This is a messenger RNA of Lineus longissimus, 11275 nucleotides long. RefSeq lists its product as uncharacterized. NCBI's taxonomy places the organism in Eukaryota, Metazoa, Nemertea, Pilidiophora, Heteronemertea, Lineidae. The transcript has 5 exons. The coding region runs from base 155 to 1933 and encodes 592 amino acids. The record is from RefSeq and is a predicted model, not a curated record.